AUGACCAAGUUUCAUCAAUAUCUUUAUGGAAGACGUUUUGAAAUAAUAACUGAUCAUCAAGCGUUGACAACACUGUUUAAUCCGGGUAGAAAGUUGCCAGUGAUGGCGUUGUAUCGCUUACAGCGUUGGGCUAUUGUACUUCAAGCAUAUGAAUACAUUAUACGGUUCAAAAGUUCAUCUCAGAAUGCUAACGCUGAUGCUCUUUCCAGAUUGCCGUGUGGGGAUGACAUACAAUUUGAUAGAAAGGAAGUUGUGAUGUUAGAUGAUGUCGAUAUUGUUUAUCAAAAUGCUGGGGAUUACCUUCCAGUAAAUGCAACAUUAGUAGAGGAUAUGACUGCUAAUGACAACACUCUUCAACGUGUCAGCAGAUAUGUACAAGAUGGCUGGCCUGAACAAUUGCCGAAAUCUGAAGGUAGUAUCAAACCGUACUUUAAUCGCAGAUUUUGCUUAUCAUUUCAGACUGGAGUGUUACUUCUUCAAGCUGAAAAUACUAGAGUGGUGCAAUCGAAAGCACUGCAAUCUCAAGUAUUAAAUUUGUUACACGAGGGUCAUUGGGGUAAAGGUCGUAUGAAACAGAUGGCAAGACGAUAUGUGUGGUUUCCUCUUAUUGAUAAAGCUAUAGAACGUAUUCAUGAUGAUUGUUCAUCUUGUCAACAAGGUGCAAGUCAACCAAAGCGAGAAUUUUCUGCAUGGCCAGAACCUAGUAGGCCGUGGGAAAGAGUUCAUUUGGAUUUCGCGGGUCCAUUCUUUAAACGUAUGUGGCUCAUAGUUGUGGAUGCAUAUUCAAAAUUUCCAUAUAUUGUGGAACUAACAAUAACAGCUGUAACAACAGUUGGAGCUCUACAAAAAAUUUUUUCUAUCGAAGGUCUUCCGUGCACUAUUGUGACAGACAAUGGAACACAAUUCACGUCCAAUGAAGUUUUAAAGUUUUGUGAAAUGAACGCAAUUCAGCAUCUCACGUCUGCUCCUUUUCAUCCAGCUUCGAAUGGGUUAGCGGAAAGACAUGUGAGAGCUUUUAAGGAAGCAGUAACAAAAAUUAUGAAAGAGGAACAACAUAUUGACAAAGCGUUGUAUAAAUAUCUUACAACGUAUAGAACUACUCCAAACUUAACAACCGAUAAAUCGCCAGCAGAGUUGUUACAUGGGCGGCAACCAAGAACCAUUUUAUCGGCGUUGUUCCCGAAAGUUAUGGAGACAAUGAAAACUCAAAAUAGAAGCAAAUUCGGAGUUGGAGAGAAAGUGUUAGUUCGUAAUUAUUCGAGACCGCAUAAAUGGAUCAGGGCCGUGAUACAGAAAUUGCUGGGAAACAAAAUGUAUUUUAUUCAAACUGAAAAUGGUUACAUAAAACGACAUCAAAAUCAAAUACGUCGAAAUUUGUCGUCAUCGCAUUCAAUUCAGCUUAGGGCAGAUAAUGUUGAUAUUGAUUUAGAUUUCGGUAGUCGGACACCACCGGUUGAGGAAACAACAAUUAAUACUGGAUCCAACCCGGAAUAUAGUCAAACAGAGAAAGACGACAAAAUGGGGACCGAUAAAACAAAAACCAUUACUGGAUCUGACUUGGAACAGAAUCAAAGAGAGAAAGACGACAAAGUGAAGUCCAACGACAGAUAUGGGUCCACACACACUGAUCAGUUGCCAGUUCAAUUAAGACGGUCGGUUAGAAAGAGAAGACAACCUGUUCGUUUUAAUCUAGUAUAA
Messenger RNA from Teleopsis dalmanni, 1698 nucleotides. RefSeq lists its product as uncharacterized. Gene Ontology annotation, molecular function: nucleic acid binding. Gene Ontology annotation, biological process: DNA integration. Bases 1 to 1698 code for a protein of 565 amino acids. NCBI's taxonomy places the organism in Eukaryota, Metazoa, Arthropoda, Insecta, Diptera, Diopsidae. The transcript has a single exon. The record is from RefSeq and is a predicted model, not a curated record.